Molecule: messenger RNA, 9211 nt
Organism: Salvelinus fontinalis (brook trout)
Lineage: Eukaryota; Metazoa; Chordata; Actinopteri; Salmoniformes; Salmonidae
Product: overexpressed in colon carcinoma 1 protein homolog
Exons: 6
Coding region: 327-515 (62 amino acids)
Source: RefSeq, a predicted model, not a curated record
UCUCUCUCUCUCUCUCUCUCUCUCUCUCUCUCUCUCUCUCUCUAUGUCUCUCUCUAUGUCUUUCUCUCUCUCCCCCUCCCUCUGUGUAUAUAACAGCAUCUCCAUGCUUUCACACACCACUCAGUUCAGUUCUGCAGAGGGGAUGGACACAGAGCGCAGGAGCCUACCACCAAAUAAGAAAUCAGUGUGACUGAGAGACAUAAAACAACUCCUUCUUUCAUCCCUCUUUCAUCUGUUUCCAUCUCCACAUAGCUGUUGCUCUUUUCUCCUUUCCCUCCUCUUUGAGCUCCUCUCCUUUUUUUGGACGAUAGCUGCAUCCAUGCAGCAUGGGUUGUGGCAAUUCCUCAGCCGCCAGCACGUCAGGAGGGGGACCUGCAGAAACUUCCAAAGAUUUGACAGAAGAACCCUCACCAGACGAUGAGAAAAGAAGGAACUAUGGCGGGGUGUAUGUAGGUCUGCCAUCUGACAUGACCACUGUGGCAGCCAGCCAGUCCAAGUCCACAGGCAAAGACUAAAAUAUAUAGAAAGGAAUCAUUGACAUACAACACAGGACUGUAGAUACAUUAUUCAAAACAUACAGGGACAUUCAAUUCACACGUUGAGAGGAGGAGUGUGCUCGGAUUACUGGUUCCCCAUCACAAUACAGCCUUCGUAAGAGUGAGAGACCGUUCCCUGGCCCGGGCCAUCAGGCAGAUAUGAGGUCAGCCUACUUGGGCCCUGAGGAAACUGUGUCAGAGUGGCACCAAGUGGAGGCUCAAUGGACACCUUUUUCUGAGGAUUCUUUGCCCUUCUUGACACUCACAUAGAUCUGGACAGCAAAACCAGAGCAGUCGGUGGCCGUGGGGAGAACGUGAGCAUUUGGACCAACAUCCUGGACUAUAGGUCAAUGUUCUGGAGCAGCUUCUUGGGCUCAGGAAGAGACGUGAGACAAACACAGCCACUCUGAGACUCCUCCUCGACAGGCUGUGCCAGCGGCGGACAGGGACAAGAAUUCAAAUUUUAUCCACACCAGCCCACAUCACUGCAAGCACUGCCAACUCACCCCCAGUUACAGUUGGUGGCACCAGCCCAUGAUUUGGUAGGACCUAGAUCAUGAGUAAUCAUCUCAAAAAGUAAUUCAUAGUGAUUUAUUAAGAAGUGUAAUAAGUUGUUUCAUCUAACGCAUCCAAGCAGGAAUGCAUGACUCAAGAUAUUUUGUGCAUAAUCCAGUGAUUGUCAGGAAUUGUGUUAGACUAUAGUUGCUAUACUCCACUGUCAAAAUAGGACUCCAGUGCCUCCCGAGUGGCGCAGCAGGCUAAGGCACUGGAUCACAGUGCUAAAGGGGUCACUACAGACCCAGGUUCAAUCCCAGGCUGUGUCGCAGCCAGCUGAGACCGGGAGACUGACGAGGUGGCACACAAUUGGCCCAGGGUUAGGGGAGGGUUAAGCCGGCUGGGAUGUCCUUGUCCCAUUGCACUCUAGCGACUCCUUAUGACAGGCCAGGCACAUGCAUGCUGACUUCAGUCAGUUGUACGGUGUUUCCUCCGGCAGUGGGGCUUGGCAGGGUUGUGUUUCGAUGCAUGACUCCGGAGUCCGUACGGGAGUUGCAGCAAUGGGACAAGACUAACUACCGAUUAGGGGUAAAAAAAAUAAAUAAAAUAGCACUCCAGAAUGUAUAUUCUUUCAAUAGAAAUUAAUUACAUAUAUCUUUAUGUGAACUAAACUACAGACAUAGGCUAAUUAAUUUGGGGUUCAACACCUGAGGAAGUGGAAACUCAAAACACAUUAAAAACCUCUACGGGAUCGGUGUCCCUAUAGUGGGACAGUUGAGGCUAACAUGCGCUAAUGUGACUAGAAUGAUGUUGUAAGUAACAGCCAACUUUCCAGGACAUAGACAUGUCUUAUAUGGGCUGAAAGCUUAGAUUCUUCUUAAUCUAACUGCACUGUCCAAUUUACAGUAGCUAUUACAGUGAAAAAAUGCCAUGCUAUUGUUUGAGGAGAGUGCAGAACAACAAAAAACUUUUAUCACAGCAACUGGUUUGAUACAUUCACCUCUGAAGGGAAAUAAUGUACUUACAUUCAGUAAUCUUGCUCUUAUUUGUCAUCCUGAGGGUCCUGGAUUUUUUUUUAGCAUAGUUUUGUUUGAUAAAAUCAAUUUUUUAUUCAAAUGUAGGAACUGGGUUCUGUAGUUUGAACCCCUGCUGUCUCUGGCUCCACACCCACCCCGCCCGGCCAUCUAGAUGUGUGAAAGUUAGUGUAUAAGAUAAAUGAUCCAUCAUGUAUGACAUUCCUGGGUAUGUAAACUUACAUUUUGUAUUACCAUAUCAUUUUUGUAUGUUCUCUAUAUUUAUGUAGUUGAAAAUGUAUCAAUUGACCAAUUCGGCACAUUUGGGCAGACUUGAGGCAAAAUACUGUGCAGUGUAGCAAUGCUUCAUUGGCUCAAUCUGAACUUUACACACAAGCUGCAUCUAAUGGCCAAAAUCUAAAUCACGCCUUAACUGCAAUAUUAUGGCCUUUUUCUUGCAUUUCAAAGAUGAUGAAAAAAAAGAAAAUGUAUGUUUUUUGGUUUGUAUUAUCUUUUACCAGAUCUAAUGUGUUAUAUUCUCCUACAUUAAUUUCAUAUUUCCACAAACUUCAAAGUGUUUCCUUUCAAAUGGUAUCAAGAAUAUGCAUAUCCUUGCUUCAGUUCCUGAGCUACAGGCAGUUACGUUUGGGUAUGUCAUUUUAGACGAAAUUAAAAAAAAAAAAAGGGUCUGAUCCUUGAAAGGUUUUAACUAGAUUGCUAACUCUAAAUAUAAUACCCACUGCUAGUAGCCAUGUAUUGAUCCAACAGUAAAUGUUAUGUCCUAAAAUAACUUUGCAGUUGUAGGCUACUACCCAUGAGACCUUGCAAUGGCCAGUGUGCAUUUCAGGCACGUGCUGCUCCAUGGGCUCUAUUUUAACAAACCUAACACAAUGGUGACUCUAAGUGCAUGCAGUAGUGCUAUAGGUUCAGGGGUGUAUCAAACAUAUUUAUACAAUUUUCACUAUCGCAAUUAUUGGCACACUUGCUGGCGUUGGCGCAAAAGGGUUGAGUUUUGAUGAACAAGCAAGUUGUGGGCGUGUUGAGGCUUGGCCCCGCACUGGCCAAUCAGAAUGUUCUCUAUGUUGAAAUAUGUGGUUGCUUCAGGUUGUGUAUUUACAAACGUUUAUGUAUUGCCUUGGAAUCAACUUCAAUUCCAAUGUUAGUCAGUUAUAGUUUGUUAAUUGGCUAACAGGAACAAAAUAACAAAAUGUAGACCUAUCCCAUCUUUGCUAAAUAGGCUAACUUGAACCCAUUUGCGGUCAACAUUGUUCUAAGUAAUUGCAUGGCAUUCACACAGAUAUAGGGGCCAGGCCUACUGUAAAUUGCAUUAUUGUUGUCAAUAAGCAAGAUUAAUUUCAUUAUUGAUAAGGCCUAAAAGAAAAACAAAUAAUUAUAAUCAAAUUCUAAACAAAACAACUUGUGUUAAAUAGGCUAUGUCAGACUUAAAGACACAAUCAUUUCUCCCUGUUGGCAUAUAAUAUUAAAAUAAUGUGGGCCUGCCUACAAUGCAUAGAUUAAAAGGGAAUGUCAGCUCACUGUUUUAUUCCUCUCAAACUUGAUAUUUUAAUAUAGCUUUGGUGAUUAAGAUUUUUAUCCAAGCAGUCUCAGGAGCCAAACCCUUUAUCAAAAGUCUUGACUACUUCGCGAUUGCAUUGGGCAGACUAAAAAAGCCUUUAUUGAGAUGAGGGGAAGCUAUGCUUGGUUUUUAAUAAAAUAAAACAAAAUGGGGAAAGAUUUUUUUUUAGAAAUGUUUCAAACCAUUAAAAGCACAUUAGUCUAAUGUUGUUCCAUGCACAAAUGGGCAAUGUGCAUCACGGCUGGAUAGGCUGCGUUUCUACUGUCAAAAUGCAUGCCAUAACCAACUGUGUUACCGCUAAAACCAGCUUUUGAUUGGUCUUAAAUAUCCCUAGCAGUGCUGCCUGAAAAUAGAGCCCCAUAUCCAAUAUCUUGGUUGUAAAAUAGUUGCUAUUGAGCUGAAUAUUGAGAGUUGAGAAAUAUAAAAGAUGCCUACAGAAAGCUGAGACCCUCCUCUCCUCAACAGGGACAAGGGGCAAAGAUCCAAAGCUGUGUUUCUCGCAAUUACAAUGUUUUUAUGUUAUACAAUCAGAUCGAAUUUUGAGACAGGGAGACAGGGGCAGGUGCAGGGCACACUUUCAUUACAGGAAUCAUGAGGAUAAUGCAUUUUAAUGUUUGACCAAAUCCUGGUUUUAGACACCCCUGAAAUUAGGACAUUUUGAGUGAGGUGACAACGUAGAAUGUGCUCUUUCUACGUUUAUAAGCACCCUUUCCCUUUUUUACGAUCCAUGAUCUUGUCUGCCUAACUGAUUUCAGAAUCGGAGCAGGUCUCUUUGCUGAUCAAUGUGAGUUACUGAGUUUGUGAUCUCAUCUCAGUCGAUCAGAAAACCGGGCCGGCCAUUGCCCACAGAUCAGCCAAUGGCUCAUUAUAGAUUAGUAUAAGAGAGAAAUUGGGCAAACAUUUUGAAAAAAUAUCUUAACAGGCCGAUGGGCCAUGUGCCAUGUCACCUUUUUCUUUUUUUAUAUACAUUUAUAUAUUAGCACCAGUCAAUGUUUGGACACACUUAGUUAUUCAUGGGUUUUUCUUAAUUUUUUACUAUUUUCUACAUUGUAGAAUAAUAGUGAAGACAUCCAAACUAUGAAAUAACACAUAUGGAAUCAUGUAGUAAGCAAAAAAGUAUCAAAUAAUUAUAUUUUAUAUUCUUCAAAGUAGCCACCCUUUGCCUUGACGACAGUUUUGAACACUCUCAGUAUUCUCUCAACCAGCUUCACCUGGAAUGCUUUUCCAACAGUUUUGAAGGAGUUCCCACAUAUGCUGAGCACUUGUUGGCUGCUUUUCCUUCACUCUGCGGUCCAACUCAUCCCAAACCAUCUCAAUUGGGUUGAGGUCCAGUGAUUGUGGAGGCCAGGUCAUCUGAUGCAGCACUCCAUCACUCUCAUUUGGUUACACAGCCUGGAGGUGUGUAUUGGGUCAUUAUUCUGUUGAAAAACAAAUGAUAGUCCCACUAAGCGCAAACCAGAUGGGAUGUCGUAUCACUGCAGAAUGCUGUGGUAGGCAUGCUUCACAGUGGGAACCACACAUGUGGAGAUAAACCAUUCACCUACUCUGAGUUUCACAAGGACACCACGGUUGAAACCAAAAAUCGCAAAUUUGGACUCAGUCUAAAGGACAGAUUUCCACCGGUCUAAUGUCCAUUGCUCGUGUUUCUUGGCCUAAGCAAGUCUCUUCUUAUUAUUGGUGUCCUUUAGUAGUGAUUCCUUUGCAGACAUUCGACCAUGAAGGGCUGAUUCACACAGUCUCCUCGGAACAGUUGAUGUUGAGAUGUGUCUGUUACUUGAACUCUGCAUUUAUUUGGGCUGCAAUCUGAGGUGCAGUUAACUCUAAUGAACUUAACCUCUGCAGCAGAGGUAACUCUGGGUCUUCCUUUCCUAUGGGGGUCCUCAUGAGAGACAGUUUGAUUGGUUAAAAGCAUCAAGAAGCAUUAACAAGGCACGCCUGUUAUGUGAAAUGCAUUCAAGGUGACUACCUCAUUAAGCUGGUUGAGAGAACAUCAAGACAAAGGGUUGGCUGUUUUUAAGAAUCUCAAAUAUAUUUUUAUUUGUUUAACACUUUUUUGGUUACUACAUGAUUCCAUAUGUGUUAUUUCAUAGUUUUGAUGUCAUUACUAUUAUUCCACAAAAAAUAGUGAAAAAUAGGUGUCCAAACUUUUGGCUGGUACUCAAAUCAAUGCGCUGAAUAUAACACCAUACCAUGAAAUGCUUACUUACAAGCCCUUAACUCCAUUUCUUGAACAGCAUUGUUGGUUAAGAAAAUAUUUAAGAAAUAAACUAAUGUAAAAAAAAUAAAAAUCAAACCAAAAAGUAACACAAGAAAAUUACAUGCAAAAACGAGGCUAUAUACAGGACUCCUGAGUGGUGCAGCGGUCUAAGGCACUGCAUCACUACAAUCCCUGGUUCGAAUCCAGGCUGCAUCACAACUGGUCGUGAUUGGGAGUCCCAUAGGGUGGCACACAAUUGGGCCAGCGUCGCAGGGGUAGGCCGUCAUUGUAAGUAAGUAUUUGUUCUUAACUGACUUGCCUAGUUAAAUAAUAAAUACAGGGGGGGUACAGGUUAGCUUAGGAAAGUGACUAUGCAUAGAUAAUAAACAGCCUGUCAGGAAGUCCAGGAGCUGUUUAGUCCAGGGACCUUAGCUUAGUGAUGAGCUUUGUGGGCACUAUGGUCUUAAACACUAAGCUGUAGUCAAUGAACAGCAUUCUCACACAGGUGGUUUGUUUUUGUCCAGGUGGGAAAGGGUAGUGUGUAGUGCGAUUGAGAUUGCAUCAUCUGUGGAUCUGUUGGGGCGGUAUGCAAAUUGGAGUGGGUCUUGGGUUUCCUGCAUGAUGGUGUUGAUGUGAGCUAUGACCAGCCUUUCAAAGCACUUCAUGAGUUCCAACGUGAGUGCUACGUGGCGGUAAUCAUUUAUGCCGGUUACCUUUGCUUUCUUGGGCACAGGGGCUAUGGUGGUCUGUUUGAAACAUGUAGGUAUUACACACUCGGUCAGAGAGAGGUUGAAAAUGUCAAUAAGAACACUUGCCAGUUGGUCAGUGCAUGCUUUGAGUACACGUCCUGGUAAUCCAUCUGGCCCCGCAGCCUUGUGAAUGUUGACCUGUUUAAAGGUCUUGCUCACAUCGGUUACGGAGUGCGUGAUCACACAGUCGUCCGGAAUAGCUGGGGCUCUCAUGUAUGCUUCAGUUUUGCUUGCCUCGAAGCGAACAUAAAAGGCCUUUAGCUCAUCUGGUAGGCUUGCGUCACUGGGCAGCUCGCGGCUAGAUUAGUACGUAAUAGUUUUCAAGCCCUGCCACAUCCGACGAUCGUCAAAGCUGGUGUAGUAGGAUUCAAUCUUAGUCCUGUAUUGAAGCAUUGCCUGUUUAAUGGUUCGUCUGAGGGCAUAGUGGGAUUUCUUAUAAUUUGUGUCCCGCUCCUUGAAAGCAGCAGCUUUAGCCUUUAGGUCGAUGCGGAUGUUGCCUGUAAUCCAUGGCUUUUCGUUGGGAAAUGUACGUACGGUCACUGUGGGGACGUCGUCGUCAAUGAACUUAUUGAUGAAGCCGUUGACUGAGGUGGUAUACUCCUCAAUGCCAUUGGAUGAAUCCCGGAACAUAUUCCAGUCUGUGUUAUCAAAACAGUCCUGUAGCGUAGCAUCCGCGUCAUCUGACCACUUCUGUAUUGAGCGAGACACUGGUACUUCCUUCUUGCUUGUAAGCAGGAGUCAGGAGCAUAGAAUUAUGGUCAGAUUUGCCAAAUGGAGGGUGAGGGAGAACUUUGUAUGCUUCUCUGUGUGUGGAGUAAAGGUGGUCUAGAGUUUUUUCUCCCUCUGGUUGCACAUGUGACAUGCUGGUAGAAAUGAAGUAAAAAGUAUUUCAGUUUGCCUGCAUUAAAGUCCCCAGCCACUAGGAGCACCGCUUCUGGUUGAGCAUUUUCCUGUUUGCUUAUGGAUUUACACAGCUAGUUGAGUGCAGUCUUACUGCCAGCAUCGGUUUGUGGUGGUAAAUAGACGGAUACGAAUAAUAUAGAUGAGAACUCUCUUGGUAGAUAAUGUUGUCUACAGCUUAUCAUGAGGUAUUCUACCUCAGGCAAGCAAUACCUCGAGACUUCUUUAAUAUUAGAAAUCGUGCACCAUCAAUUAUUUACAAAUAGAUACACACCCCCACCCCCUGUUUUACCAGACGUGGCUGCUCUGUCCUGCCGAUGCACGGUGAAGUCAGGCAGCUCUACAUUAUCUGUGGCGUCAUUCAGCCAUGUCUCGGUGAAACAUAAGACAGUUUUUAAUAUCCCGUUGGUCAGAUAGUCUUAUUCGUAGGUCGUCCAGUUUGUUUUCCAAUGAUUGCACGUUGGCCAAUAACACGGAUGGUAGAGCUGGUUUAUCUACACGUUGGCAAAUUCUUACAAGGCACCCCGCCCUCCCACCCCUUUUCUCACACUUACCUCCACGCUGAUCAAUAUGAGUCAGAAAUGUAUUCUAGUGUCAAAAUUGACUACAAUGUGUAACUAGGACAAAUUUGGUCUUAAAGUUAGUCUUGUCCAAAACUAAGAUUUGCAAAAUGAUAGAAAAGUGGAUGUCACUGAAUAAAGGGCACCAUAACAAUUUUCCAUGGUUUGGGUUUCUUUUAAUCCUGCCCACAUGCCCACACCUGGCAGCCCCCAAGUAAUCAUCAAUUCAGACCGCAGCUGCACGUGAGUUGAUUGUAAUGCCCAUGGUCAAUUUGGUUUGACAUUCGAUAUCCCUAUGGGGCUAGUUAGGGACUUAAAUUACACAAUGUACAUGGGACAAUAUUUUAAAAGGUCAAUAGCUCCAAAUUUCUAUGACUUGGAAACCUCGAACCAACUAUAAAUUGUAGAAAUUCAUAGACAAACAUUGGAAUGCUUUUCAUGAGAAAAAUAAAAGAUGUGCAACAUGAAAAUAUUGUCCCAUUUACAUUGUAUAAUUUAUUGACAGACCCUUACUAGCCCCGGAGAAAUCCUAUCCAAAGUCAAACAGAUUUUGCCAGGGUUGCACACCAGCCAGCUGGAGCUAAUUGGCAAAAUGAUUUGCCUAUCUCUUCCCACCUGCGAACAAACACAAGACACAAGACACCAACAUCAAGCCACACCCCGAAACUAACUCGUUUGAUUUCAGUCAUGGCCGAUAGCAUUUUUAUAUUACAGUUUGACAAUUGCUUACACAUGAUUUCUGAAACUAUGGCUCCUUUUCUCUAGACUCUACACACAAAACCCCAAAACGCACACAUGACAUUCAAAACCAAACACUUAAUUCAAAACUAUUUGAACUCUUCUCAAAAUUGUGAUUUUGCAUCAAAACUCAACACACAAACCAUCAAAUGACUAUCUCUUAUACAUGCCAACUACACACAGGUAUGACAAAUGUAAAACACUACUAUCUUGUGUCUUUUGCAUGUUCUGUGUGCAGUGGAGUUCGUUGCAGUUUGUCAUAGCACUCACAUGUAAACUCAGCAAAAAAAGAAACGUCCUCUCACUGUCAACUGCGUUUAUUUUCAGCAAACGUAACAUGUGUAAAUAUUUGUAUGAACAUAACAAGAUUCAACAACUGAGACAUAAACUGAACAAGUUCCACAGACAUGUGACUAACAGAAAUUGAAUAAUGUGUCCCUGAACAAA